ACUAGACAAAGAGCUCAUCAGGCGCGCUCGACUUGCAUUACUCUAGAUCCAUUCUCCCACGCUCUUGGGGAUUUCAAUUCUUUGACUGGGUCCAGGACCAUGACACCACUCGAGCACAUUGCACAAGAAAUUUUUAUAGCAAGCACGUCACAUUGUCAUGAAUCACGGAAAGCAGGAGAUCGUGUCAGUAUACAGAACAUAUCUUCGUGAGAUUAGACGAUUGCCCCAUGCUUACCUUCGUCGAGUUUUCCGCCUGAAGGCAGAGGAUGGCUGUCGCGCUGUGCUGCAGACAAAAUGCGACCACCUUAGGCGGCGGAAGCUGAAGAGAUUUUCAAAGACUAUGCAACGAGUACAUGCAGCAAACAAUGGAAGCCAUCUGGCCUUCAAUCGUAUUUUGGACCUUGCCUACGGACGGGUAGGUAGGCUAAGGUGGGAAUUGAUGGAGCCCUUGCUGUCUGACCCAAACACACCACUUCCUUCGCCAAUCAUCCGCGGCAAAGAAUCCUCGCGUCCUCCCGUGUAUUCCCCAGAGCUUACCGCACUUCUCACGUCGGGUCUAUCUCGCAGGAAAAGACCUUUGGUACCUGGCGACCUCAGCUUCCCACCAAUACUUCCCGAACGUGCAGACCCUAAUUCACCUGAUGCCAAGAUACUGGGGCCUUUCAGUAAGCGCCGGGAAGUGAACGCUCGCUGGAAGUACUUCGGACAGGAGUGGAAGAAGGUGCUUCCACCUCUUCAGAUCUCCAGCUCGCCUCCUCGAUGUGUCAGCGAUGAGGGUAACGACUCGAGUCCUUCAGCUGCUGUCCGGAAAAUUGGCUUUGACGGUACUACUGUUCUCGAGGAGCUGGUCCAGUUAACAACAAAGCCGGCAAAUAGAUCACAGCAAGGGUUGCGCGCUUUUCUUCCAAGACGAUGGUUGCGCAGGAGAUACCAGGAGCUACUGGGAAAGCUUCCCGUCCUGACAUUUAUUUCAGCAUGCGAGAACGUGAAAACCAGAAAGUCUGGUGGCUUCGCGGUGUCAUUAGCACCGAAUGCGCUCAAGGCACGAAUGCAAGGGAGGCUAUUACCCUGCGCGACGGACGAUGAUGUGGCGUGGAAUCAGAAAAACAUACAGCGAGCAGGCAAUGCAUAGGAAGCCUUGACCAUCAGGAGGAUAUUCUUUUAAGACACAAUCGCACACGAGCAAUAUUUUGGUUCUGUUACUAGAGCGACACCAUUAGAAAAGCCAGGAUUUUGACGCGACACUUUCAUUUCAAUGCUCGUUUUUCAAUCGGCCAUUUUUCAGCGCGAUCUGUCAGUG
This is a messenger RNA of Suillus paluster, 1300 nucleotides long. RefSeq lists its product as uncharacterized. Lineage: Eukaryota; Fungi; Basidiomycota; Agaricomycetes; Boletales; Suillaceae. The transcript is spliced from 4 exons. The record is from RefSeq and is a predicted model, not a curated record. Bases 158 to 1132 code for a protein of 324 amino acids.